Messenger RNA from Loa loa (African eye worm), 1141 nucleotides. RefSeq names its product CK1/TTBKL protein kinase. Gene Ontology annotation, cellular component: cytoplasm; nucleus. Lineage: Eukaryota; Metazoa; Nematoda; Chromadorea; Rhabditida; Onchocercidae. The transcript has 7 exons. The record is from RefSeq and is a predicted model, not a curated record. Gene Ontology annotation, biological process: peptidyl-serine phosphorylation; signal transduction. Gene Ontology annotation, molecular function: protein serine/threonine kinase activity; ATP binding. The coding region runs from base 1 to 1062 and encodes 353 amino acids.
AUGGAUCUCAUCGAUAUGUCCGAGGGCAAAGUAGUCAGUAAACGAUGGGUUAUCGAUGAGAAGCUGGGCGAAGGUUCAUGUGCUACCGUAUACAAAGUGCACGAUUUGAACGAUACCCGAGUGAAAGCUGCCCUUAAAGUUGAAGCGCGUUCAGAUGACAAUUACAGCGUGUUGAAGAAGGAAGUAGCUGUCAUGCGGAAGUUGCAAUCUCGAAGGCAUACUGUUCGAGUGGUAUAUGCUGCGCGUCGUGAAUAUUAUUCAUACGUCGUAAUGUCACUCUUGGGACCAAAUUUGAUACAGCUAAAAAAAAUGUGCAAAGUAAACACAUUUACUGCUGGGACAACAAAUCGGAUCGGAGUUCACGCACUAUACGCUAUAAAGCAGUUACAUGAAAUUGGUUAUGUACAUCGGGAUAUCAAACCAGCAAAUAUGGUUAUCGGACGGCGUGGCCAUGAAGCACGUAUCAUUUACCUAAUUGAUUACGGCAUGGCACGAGAAUAUGCAAUUUGGGAGGAAGGUUACGCACGAAUUAGGCGACAGCGUGAGCAUGUUCUUAUGAGAGGUACAACAAGGUAUUGUUCUCCGGCAGUUCAUGCCCGGAUGGAGCAAGGAAGAAAAGAUGAUUUGUGGUCGUUGGUCUAUGUUCUUGUCGAACUACACGCCGGACUGCCGUGGCGUGGUAUCACAGAAAAGGAAGUGGGCAUAAUGAAGGAUAAAAUAACGGACGAAGUACUGAUGGCAGAUUGUCCUCCGGAAUGGGUCCAUAUCCUGAAGUACAUACGGACACUGACCUAUGAAUCAAGACCCGAUUAUAAGAAAAUUUAUGAUUUGUUAAUGAACUGCAUGAAGCGGCUCAGUGUUUCCUUUUCUGAUCCAUAUGACUGGGAAAUGAAUUUUUCUUCCAAGUCAUCCCGAACCACAACUACGAUUGGAACGACAAGAGCAACAGCAGUCAUUACGAAAGAUUCAGCGAACAGAAAAUCCCUCAGUAACAGGCAACUGUACGAUUUCCCACCCACUACGAAUCCCAAAGAAUUCGAGUGUAAUGAUAUUGGAAUAUAACCAAAAUACACAAUUCCAAAAUUGUUGAAAUUCAUCACGUGUUUCACUUAAAAAUUAUGCAGUAAAUUUUAUGGAUCGA